ACAUCUUUGAUAUUUGUCUUCUGAUCUAAUCCCCCAUGUCCAAUACUUUGAUUACGGCAAAUAAAAAACCUUCCAGAAACCCCAAAAAGCACAAUUUUUUUCCCCAGAUUAAAAUCCAAAACCCAUAAAAAGGCCACUUUUCUCCCUUUCUUAGUUUCUUACAACACCAACCAACCAAAAGCUUGAACAACCGAUAAUAAUGGCGGAAAAUCUCACAACUCCCUCUUCUAAACCUCCACCUUCUUCUUCUCGUCCAACGAUUACUCUACCUUCUCGAGCAGGGAUCGAGUCCCUCUUCACCGGGUCAGGAUUCGGGCUUAGCCCAGGCCCGAUGACGCUGGUCUCGAGUUUCUUCUCCGAAAACGACCCUGACUCUGAUUGUCGGUCUUUCUCUCAGCUCUUAGCUGGUGCUAUCGCUUCGCCUAGACCGCCGGUUGAACCGGAUCAUCUCCGGUUCAAGGAUUCUCGACCUCCCGGUUUGAUGAUUUCUCAGCAACAACAGCAGGGUGGUGGUGGGUUUUUUAUGCUUUCACCGGGGCUUAGCCCGGCUACGUUGCUCGAUUCGCCCGGUUUAUUUCCCGGUCAGGGACCGUUCGGGAUGUCUCAUCAGCAGGCUUUAGCUCAGGUUACUGCACAAGCUGCUCAGGCUCAAGCUAACUUGCAUAUGCAAAGUGUGUUACAAUCUUCAUUACAAUCAGGUCCUUCAGAGCCAGAGCCAGCUUUUACUUCUGAGGUAUCUACGCAACAGAAUACAGUGUCAUCUGCACCAGAUUCUAGAGAAACUAAAGAGGCAGCCCAAUUUUCUGGUUCUGAUCAAAGAUUGCAAACUUCUUCUAUUAUUGUUGAUAAGCCUGCCGAUGACGGUUUCAACUGGAGGAAAUAUGGGCAGAAGCAAGUCAAAGGAAGUGAGUUCCCACGAAGUUAUUACAAAUGCACAAGCGCUGGUUGUCCUGUCAAGAAAAAAGUGGAGCGUUCUCUUGAUGGACAAGUGACUGAGAUAAUCUACAAGGGACAGCACAAUCAUCAGCCACCACAAAGACGAUCAAAGGACGGUGGAAAUCUUAAUGAAAAUGCUGGAACUCAAGGAAACUCUGAAUCAGUUUCCCAGCUGCAAGCUAGUAACGUGAAUAGCACAAGUGAAGGGAUGGCUCACUCUGCAUCUAGAAGGGAACAAGAAUCUAGUCAAGCUACAGCAGAGAAUAUGUCUAGCGAUGAGGAGGAAGUAGGCAAUCGUGGAACUAGAGAAUGUGGAGGGGAUGAAGACGAACCUGAUGCCAAGAGGAGGAACACUGAAGUCCGGGUGAUAGAGCAAGCUGCUUCGCAUAGGACAGUUACGGAACCCAGGAUCAUUGUCCAAACAACUAGUGAAGUCGAUCUUCUGGACGAUGGUUAUAGGUGGCGCAAGUAUGGACAGAAAGUUGUCAAAGGAAAUCCAUAUCCAAGGAGUUACUAUAAAUGCACUUUCCAAGGAUGUAAUGUGCGUAAGCAUGUAGAACGCGCAGCCACAGACCCUAAAGCAGUUGUAACAACUUACGAAGGCAAGCAUAACCAUGAUGUUCCUGCUGCUAGAAUGAGUAGCCAUAAUACAGCCAACAACAACUCAUCACAACUGAGACCACACAAUUCAGCAGCCAGUAACAAUGCAUAUGUCGGGAACACAGAUUUUACAAAUUCUCAUCAACAGCCAGUAGCACUUCUGAGGUUGAAAGAAGAAAGAAUUACAUAAAUGUACGUGCCAGACAAAAGUAAUUUAGAGUCGAAAUACAGAUAUGUCGGGCACUGUGUUCAAUAUUUAAAUCUGCUUGCAGAUCAUCAUUUGGGCCAAAAUUUUAUCUUGGCCUGAGGAACCUUCAUACCAAUACACAGGAAAGAGCCAAGUAUACAGGACAUACAGACCGUUGGUUGGAAUCGAGGGAUCUCGUAAGAGUUUCCGGAAAGGAUUAUGCUUGUAUUGAAUUUGUUAGUAACAUUGUUGUAUACUUGUAUGUGUACACUUAGUGUAGUGGAUCUAUCUAUUUGAGUUUUGACAUGUAUUCUUUUUGUACAUGGGAAAACAAAUAUUUGAUGUAAUACUGCUAAAUUAUGUAGGAAAAAUAAAAAGUUCGGAUUGCAAGUUCCUUUUA
Beta vulgaris subsp. vulgaris (sugar beet) is the source of this 2123-nucleotide messenger RNA. RefSeq names its product probable WRKY transcription factor 3. Gene Ontology annotation, biological process: regulation of DNA-templated transcription. The transcript is spliced from 4 exons. Bases 200 to 1726 code for a protein of 508 amino acids. The record is from RefSeq and is a predicted model, not a curated record. Gene Ontology annotation, molecular function: sequence-specific DNA binding; DNA-binding transcription factor activity. NCBI's taxonomy places the organism in Eukaryota, Viridiplantae, Streptophyta, Magnoliopsida, Caryophyllales, Amaranthaceae.